AUGGACGUAGUAAAGCAAUAUACGGAUCAGUUCGAGAAGACGCUCGACCAGGUCGCAGGGCCAAUCAAGCCGUGGCUGCCUGCAAUAGCUCGGUUCUUGUUGGUUGUGACGUUCUUGGAGGAUUCGUUGAGGAUUAGCACGCAGUGGUCAGACCAGAUUUUCUACCUGCAACGGCAUAGGGGCUUCCCAUGGUUGACGGCGGAAGUGUUCCUAGCCCUAAACGUGAUAGUAAUGACCGUCGGCUCGAUCAUGGCCAUCGCAAAGAAGCACACCGAGGUCGCCGUUGGUGGUCUCGCCCUCGUCAUCGUCUCCCAAUCGAUCGGCUACGGCCUCAUCUUCGACUCCGGUUUCUUCUUCCGCAACAUGUCUGUCGCCGGCGGCCUCCUGAUGCUCCUCGCCGACUCGCUCGCGGGCAAGCGAAGAACCAUCUUUGCGGGCCUGCCGUCGCUGAACGAGACGGAUAAGGCGACGUACCUGCAAUUGUUUGGCCGGAUCUUGCUCGUGGGCUUGUUCCUCAGUUUCCUGCUUGCGGGAGAGUUCUCGGCGCUUCGUGUGAUUGUUACUGCGUUUGCGUUCGUCUCGUGUGUCAUGGUUGUCGUGGGAUUCAAGGCGAAGUGGUCGGCUUGGGUUUUGAUCUCGGUUUUGUCGAUCAGUAAUGUUGUGCUGAACAACUGGUGGAACUUGCACCAUAACCACCCACAACGCGACUUCCUGAAAUACGACUUCUUCCAAACCCUCUCCAUCAUGGGCGGUUUCCUGCUCCUCACAAACCUCGGACCUGGUGGUCUCUCCGUCGACGAAAAGAAAAAAGCCUUCUAA
This is a messenger RNA of Fimicolochytrium jonesii, 819 nucleotides long. RefSeq names its product SURF4 family-domain-containing protein. The coding region runs from base 1 to 819 and encodes 272 amino acids. Lineage: Eukaryota; Fungi; Chytridiomycota; Chytridiomycetes; Spizellomycetales; Powellomycetaceae. Gene Ontology annotation, biological process: Golgi organization. The record is from RefSeq and is a predicted model, not a curated record. The transcript has 5 exons. Gene Ontology annotation, cellular component: membrane; endoplasmic reticulum-Golgi intermediate compartment; endoplasmic reticulum.